This is a messenger RNA of Xenopus tropicalis (tropical clawed frog), 3426 nucleotides long. It is a transcript of the gene sh3kbp1, whose product is annotated as SH3-domain kinase binding protein 1. NCBI's taxonomy places the organism in Eukaryota, Metazoa, Chordata, Amphibia, Anura, Pipidae. The coding region runs from base 537 to 2504 and encodes 655 amino acids. The transcript is spliced from 18 exons. The record is from RefSeq and is a predicted model, not a curated record.
AGAGGGAGAGAGAGCAGAGGCAGCCCGGAGCAGCCACACAGCCACACAGAGCAUCAUUGGGACGAGCUGCCACUGCAUGAAGAGCUGCAAAGGGGGAGGUGGUUGAAAGGAAGGGGAAAUGCAGAUCUCACCACAGUCGGUUUAAGCUGAACCCUAUCAGCAGAUGGUUGUGUGUGUAGGAGCAGAGAUCUGGAUGUGCUGGCUUGUCACUCGGGCACACACACAGGCAGCUGCACUCGGAACCCCAGCCUACCCCUAGUAGCACCCAGGUGUCCUGUGCAGGAAAGACCCUUAUUCAAUGAAAGGUGCUGGUUGCACAGUGCGAUCUGUUGUUUUGCUGCUGCAGCAGAGAGACUGCUCCUUCCAGCUGAGGAUCUGUCUAUUCUGUGUGAGGCUGGGUCACUGAUAUCUGUGGGCAAGGGGAUUACCUGCCCUACAUCUGACCGGCAGCAGGUCCCUUACUGACACCUCACUGGGAUCUCUUACACCCCUGUGGAACUUUUGGGGUGCACUCUUGAAGCCAGAAGUCAACAUAAAUGGUGGAUGCGAUAGUGGAGUUUGACUACAAAGCUCAACAUGAGGACGAGCUGACUAUAACAGCUGGUGACAUCAUCACCAAAAUCAAGAAGGAAGAUGGCGGUUGGUGGGAAGGGGAGCUGAAGGGAAGAAGAGGUCUGUUUCCUGACAACUUUGUAAGAGAACUGAAAAAGGAUACCAAAAAGGAGCAAAACAGUAAACCUCCAGACAGGCCUACCCAGGGAAUAUCCAACGGGAAUGCACUGCUCUCGAGUGAAGCUGUUAUCCGGAGUGCUGGCAGAGGUGAAAGGACGAGGCGGCGGAGAUGUCAGGUCGCCUUUAGUUACCUGCCCCAGAAUGAGGAUGAACUUGAACUUAAAGUUGGAGAAAUCAUUGAAGUUCUUGGUGAAGUGGAGGAGGGCUGGUGGGAAGGUGUCCUUAAUGGGAAGACCGGCAUGUUUCCUUCCAAUUUCAUCAGGGAGAUUGUAACUGAAACAGAAAUCGGUAAUUUUGAGCAACAGAUAAAAACAGCAUUUAAAGAUACUACUGGCUCAGAAAGUGAUGGCGGUGAUUCCAAGUUAGAAGGAACCAAUGGAACAAGUGGGGGGGAAACCCAGUCGAAAAGGAUCAGGGGAUUCGGCUUUGGGGAUAUUUUCAAAGAUAAACCAAUUAAACUCAGACCAAGGUCAAUAGAAAUGGAAAGUGAAAUUGUGCCAAUAGAAAAGGCAAUGGGAAAGAAAAUGCCACCCACUGUGACUUCACAGGAGCCGAUGAAAAUAGAGACAGAGAGCAAAACAAAACCCAGGGAGUACUGUAAGGUCCUAUUCCCAUAUGAAGCUAUGAAUGAAGAUGAACUGACAAUCAGAGACGGUGAUAUUGUUACUGUAUUAAGCAAGGAAUGUGUUGAUGCCGGCUGGUGGGAAGGAGAACUUAAUGGGAAAAAGGGUGUUUUUCCAGACAACUUUGUCAAGCUCCUCCCUUCUGACUUUGAAAAGGAACUCCAUAGACCGAAGAAGCCUCCUCCUCCAUCAGCUCCUGUCACCAAAUCAGGCACAAGUGGUACCUCAGAGAGAAAACAGGACAUCAGGAAGAUCCCCCCAGAGAGACCAGACACCCUGCCGCAGAGGCCAGAUGAGAAGGAAAGGAGUGAUAGAGACCACAAAGUGUCAGACUCACUGAAGCACUCAGUACCCGCUAUACCUCCAAAGAAGCCUCGUCCUCCUAAGACAAACUCUUUAAGUAGACCUGGGACACUGCCUCCUCGAAGACCAGAAAGACCAGUAGGGCCUGUAACGCACGGAAGGAGUGAAAGUCCAAAGUCAGAGGUGGGAAUCAAUACAGUGUCCAGUACGCCUGAACGAGACCCCUCCGAUAAAAGCAAUGACAUCGAUGUAGAAGGUUUUGAUUCAGUUGUGACAGUGGGAGAAAAACUAAGUCAUCCGACUGCAUCAAGACCUAAAUCCAGUGGGCGACGUCCUCCAUCCCAGUCACUGACAUCGUCUUCCCUAUCUAGUCCAGAUUUCUUUGAUUCCCCAAGCCCAGAGGAAGAGAAGGAUGAGCUUACAGCCUUGGCACAGAGAGCAAUAGAGGCUUCCAAGAAAACAGCAAGAUCUGCUGCACCAUCACAAAUGCCAGAUAACAGAACUGUUUUACCGCCCAAGCCGGGAGGCUUGAUCUCCAACGUGAGCUUCUCUCAUGGGGCAUCUGGAGCACCAUCAGCAUUCCACACCGUUGCCGCUGGCAGCCACAGGUCGAACUCUCCAUCCUUCUCGAGCGCAGAAACAAGACAGAAGGCUGAUCAUAGUCAGUCGCCCUUAGAAGAGUUACAGUCACAGGUCAAGGAGCUGAGAUCUAUCGUUGAAACAAUGAAAGACCAACAGAAGAAGGAGAUCAAACAAUUACUUUCUGAACUAGACGAAGAGAAAAAGAUACGAUUAAGAUUACAGCUGGACGUCAACGAAAUCAAGAAAGCUCUACAAUCCAAAUAAGGCAAAGAACAAAGAGAAGGUGUCAUGGAAUCCGCUGCAAGUCCUCGAAUGACCGAACACUUCCGACCCCAUCAGCCAACAGAACCUGGUGCCAAAUGAAUUCAGAUUUGCCUCAAACAAGCGGAAAGCACAACAGCAGCUCCACCUAUCAGAGACUCCUUUGUGAUAUUUAUAAUGUGGCACAUGUGACAAGUUGACGUUAUUUCCAGCUCGUGCUGAAGUGCUCCUACUUAGCCGCCGCUGCUCGGGUGCCAGAGGGAACUACAUGGUAUUGCUCCUCGCCUCUCUGGCGCUCCGGGGAGACAGAAAACUGCAAAUGAAUAAACUCAGGCAGUGCACUUCAGAGUGGUACUUUUUACUGAUGAUAUUUUUUCCAUGAAUAAAAUGUAUUUCAGAUUGUCUGUUUACAAGCUUUAUAAUUUCUAUGUUUCUGGUGUACGUCUUUUAUCCCCCUGCCCUCAAGAUCCUUCCACCUGUUUGUACAAACUGUAGUCAUGUGGGUUUUGUUGUUUUUUUGCUCUAGUAUGUACCGGCUAGGGAUUCUGGGUUUCUUAUUAUUAUAGUAUACAUAUGCAAAGUGCAGCCCAUGGGAAAAUGCUGAAAGCGCUUCUGAAAUGUAUUUAACUGUGUGUAAAAGACUGGAAUGGUCCUUAAACAUGCUUUGUGCCUUUCUAUUUGCCUAACGCAGAGUUGCAAAAAAAUGUAUUUAUGGUUUAUUGUAAAAGAGCGUAUAGUGUUGAGCACGCCAGUGGGUGGUGGAAAGGCUCCUCCCCAGCAGUAUUAUGUGGGUACGCCAGUCAUGUGAGUGUGGCCCCCUGAUUCCCUUUCAGGCCAGAAGGGCCUUUGUAGCAAAUGGUCAUAGCAAUAGUCCAAAUAGCCAAAUUUCAUAAUGAAUGCAAUAAAAAACAUUUGAUCUUGUCAA